AUGCCAUUACCAUCGCGUCUCGGACUAAUCGCUUUCUCAUCCAUCGCCUCUUCGUCCCGCCAUCGUCCUGCCACUCGCCUCUCAACUGUUCGAGCCAUGAGCACUGCUUCGUCUAAAGGCGGCUAUGUGUCGCUCAGCAACCGCUGCAAUGACAGCAAGUCGCCCUAUGUCCGAUCGCAUGCCAACAACCCUACAGCAUGGCAGCUCUGGACCCCCGAGACCCUCGAGCUGUCCAAGCGCACCAACCGCCUGCUCUUCGUUUCCAUCGGCUACUCUGCCUGCCAUUGGUGUCAUGUCAUGGCUCACGAGAGUUUCAUGAACGAUCGCAUCGCCCAGCUGCUCAACGAACACUUCAUUCCUGUCAAGAUCGAUCGCGAGGAACGUCCCGAUGUCGACAAGGUCUACAUGGAUUUCUUGCAGGCCACGACUGGUGGUGGAGGCUGGCCGCUCAACGUUUUCGUCACUCCAGAUCUCCAACCAUUGUUUGGCGGAACCUAUUGGCCCGGUCCGAAGAGCGAACGCGCUCGCCAUGGUGGUAGCUUCGAGGCUAUCUUAACGAAAGUUGCCAGCGCCUGGAAAGAGCAGGAAUCCCGAUGCAGAGAAAGCGCCGCCAACAUCACCGACCAGCUCAAGCAAUUUGCUCAGGAAGGUACACUGUCCGGAAGGAGGUCAGGCGAGGGUGCUGAGGAGAGCGAUGAUGUUCUUGAGUUGGAAUUGUUGGAAGAGGCUUAUGAUCAUUACAAUUCCAGAUACGACGAGCAGUAUGGUGGAUUUGGCGGUGCUCCAAAGUUCCCUACACCUUCACACCUCUCCUUCUUGUUAAGACUGGGUGAGUGGGACGGAAUUGUCAAGGAUGUUAUAGGCGACGAUGCGGUGCAGAACGCUCAAAAUAUGGUCUCCAAGACGCUCGAGAACAUGGCCAAAGGUGGUAUGAAAGAUCAGGUUGGCCAUGGAUUUGCCAGAUAUUCCGUCACCAAAGAUUGGAGCCUGCCUCACUUCGAGAAGAUGCUUUACGACAACGCUCAACUGCUGCCUGUUUACCUCGAUGCCUGGCUGAUAACCAAGAACCCACUCUUCCUCGAUACCGUUCACGACAUCGCUACCUACCUCACUUCACCACCCAUACACUCCCCCACUGGUGGCUUCCACGCCUCGGAAGAUGCUGACAGCGCACCGAGUGCUUCUGAGAAGGAACACAAGGAGGGUGCUUUCUAUGUCUGGUCUCAUUCAGAGUUUUACAAGGCUCUGGGCGAUGAUAAAAUGGCCGACAUGCUCGCCAAAUACUGGAAUGUGAAGCCCAAUGGCAACGUCAGCUCAAAACAUGAUAUCCAGGGUGAACUCAAGGGACUCAACACGCUCUGUGUGACCUCUUCUCUCUCGGAACUUGCUCAGCAGUUUGGCGUGUCGGAACAAGACGCGGCAAAGGCUGUCCAGACUGGUCGCCAAAGACUUUCGGACUGGCGCGACCAACACCGUCCUCGUCCUCUACUCGACGACAAAAUUGUCGUUUCCUGGAACGGUCUAGCCAUUGGCGGUCUCGCUCGCACAGCUUCUGCUCUGAAGCAAUCUGAUUCUGAAGCGUCAACGAGAUAUCUUGAGGCUGCCAUAUCAGCAUCUCAUUUCAUCAGAAAGGAGCUUUAUGAUUCGGAAAGCAAAACUCUGCGACGAGUGUACCGCGAAGGACCUGGUGCCACCGCAGGAUUCGCUGACGAUUAUGCCUUCCUCAUCAGCGGUCUCAUCGAUCUUUACGAAGCAACCUUUGAUGAUUCCUACCUGCAGUGGGCCGACGAAUUACAACAAUCACAAAUCAAGCAUUUCGCUGACAACGAAAGCGAGACCAAGGGCGGCUUCUUUGGCACACCAGCCCACGCUCCCGAUAUCUUGAUUCGCAGCAAGGAUGCCAUGGACAAUGCAGAGCCUAGCGCCAACGGUGUGAGCGCGGCGAAUUUGACCAGACUCUCGUCAUUGCUUGAUGACUCAAAAUAUGCCGAUCUUGCCAAACGCACAGCCAAGGCCUUCGAGGUCGAGAUGGUUCAGCAUCCUGGUCUCUUCACUGGUCUGAUGUCAACAGUGGUCAACUCUAACCUUGACAUCAAGCCUAUUGUGAUAUCAGGAGCCGAGUCUAGCUCAGAAGUGCAGGGUGCACUGGAACAGCUUCGUCAAAUGGUUCGUCCCGGUUCAACGGUGGUCAGAAUUGGUGGUGACAGUAAGAGCGACUGGCUCAGACAGAGGAAUGAGCUUCUUGGAUCAAUCCAAACAGAUAAAGAUAUGGUUCAAAUUUGUGAAGGCACAAGUUGCAAGUUGGUCAAGGCAGCUGAGCUGCAGGAGCUGCUCAAGGGAACUCAUGUAUAA
Molecule: messenger RNA, 2352 nt
Organism: Aureobasidium melanogenum CBS 110374
Lineage: Eukaryota; Fungi; Ascomycota; Dothideomycetes; Dothideales; Saccotheciaceae
Exons: 2
Coding region: 1-2352 (783 amino acids)
Biological process (GO): carbohydrate metabolic process
Source: RefSeq, a predicted model, not a curated record